Molecule: messenger RNA, 1415 nt
Organism: Anoplophora glabripennis (Asian longhorned beetle)
Lineage: Eukaryota; Metazoa; Arthropoda; Insecta; Coleoptera; Cerambycidae
Product: serine/threonine-protein kinase 16
Exons: 6
Coding region: 1-957 (318 amino acids)
Biological process (GO): protein phosphorylation
Cellular component (GO): cytoplasm; Golgi apparatus
Molecular function (GO): ATP binding; protein serine/threonine kinase activity
Source: RefSeq, a predicted model, not a curated record
AUGAACGCUUUGGGGUUGAGCAUGAUAGUAAAGAUGGGCUGCAUCUGUUCAAGGGAGUCCAUAGACAUAAACGGUUCGAAAUAUGUGGUAAAAGAAAGACUUGGAGAAGGGGGGUUUUCGUGCGUAGAUUUAGUCGAGAAUACCUCCACAAAGAAGAGAUAUGCCUUAAAGAGGAUAACAUGCCACAGCCUUGAGGAUCAAAAAAUUGCCAUGCAAGAAAUAACGUACUAUAAGAAGCUGAGGCAUCCUAGUAUAAUAGAACUUAUAGAUUCCACGUUUAAAGGCUCGGCCGAUAUAGUUGUUCAAGCGACGUCCGAAGCUUUCCUUCUAUUGCCUUACUUUAAGCGAGGUACUUUACACGAUUACCUCACCCUACGUUCCUUCAACAAGAAUUAUCUGGACAUUAAAGAGGUUCUUAGGAUAUUCGGGGAAAUAUGCCAGGCAAUAAAGUUCCUGCACGAUUUCACGCCAGAUCCCAUCGCACAUCGUGACUUGAAGACGGCUAACGUUUGUCUGACGGAGAACUUGGACCCUGUUUUAAUGGACUUAGGUUCAUGUGCCCCUGCCAAAGUGCAGAUUUGUGGGGCGCAAGAUGCCCAGAAGCUGCAAGACAUAGCCGCGGAGCGAUGUUCUAUGACGUACAGGGCCCCCGAGCUGUUUCACGUGGAGAGUUACUGCGUUAUCGACCAACGAACUGACAUUUGGAGCUUAGGAUGCGUUCUGUAUGCAAUGUUGUACUUCAAGUCACCUUAUGACAUUGUUUACGAGCGAGGGGAUUCUGUGAACUUAGCUGUGAUAUCGGGAACGGUGCAUUUUCCGGAAGAAUAUCCGUAUAAUGAAGACGUCCACGAUCUAGUUCGCUUCAUGCUCAAAGUGGCUCCGUCAGAGAGGCCUUUUAUCGAUAACGUGAUCACGAAGACGACGGAUUUGAAGAACAAACUUGAUACGGUAGUUUAAGGUGUUAAAAAUGCGAUAAUCUAAGAAAAUAACGAGAAAUUUGCGAAUUGGCGGUAGUGUACAUAUAUAAGUGGUGCACUGCAUUGCUUUUUUUCUAAGUUACUGUAUUUUGAGCCAAAUGGUAGGGGAUAAUUUGCCGUCAAUUAGUCAAAAGCACAUACCUUGCAAAUAUAUCGAUAAGCUUCGAUAACUUUUUCUUUGGACGUCUUUUUAAUGAUUGUAGACCAGUUUCCAAAUGUACGACGCUUUACUUAAAAUGUAUCAAAUCUGUCCAAUAGAGUUAAGACGCCAUUUUAUUUUUUAACGUACCUUUAUUUUACAAGUACAUAUUUAUUUAUUUUAAAAAAUAAGCUGUACCAGUGAGACUUUCAAGAACAAUCUUAUUUAAGUGCAAAUAUCUUUCUUUGUAUUUGAGUGUAUCAUGUGUUAACAUUUUGAGAAUAAAAAAGUGUACAAAU